This is a messenger RNA of Pelobates cultripes (western spadefoot toad), 5297 nucleotides long. NCBI's taxonomy places the organism in Eukaryota, Metazoa, Chordata, Amphibia, Anura, Pelobatidae. The record is from the annotation of a GenBank genome assembly.
AUGAAAGUUCAUUUCCAGGGGGCCUGGUCAGCGCUGUGGCACUUUAACAGUGCUAUCGGGCCCCCUGAGAUGACAUCAGAGGCUGGGAGGAAGUCACUGCCUCGGUCACUCCUCCCAGCUUACACCAGGAGCCACACGGGAGAAAGAGGAGGGAGUGGGAACUCUGACUCCCAUCAGCCUGAGCCACUGGACCCCAGGGAAGUCACUCUCCUGCAGCUAAAAGGUAAGAAACAGGAGGGUGACUAAAACAUUUUGUAUAUGAAUGUAUUUGUUUGUAUGUAUGUGUGUGUGUGUGUAGGUAUGUGUGUCUGUAUGUAAGUGUGUUUGUAUGUAUGUCUGUGUGUGUGUUUGUGUGUGUCUGUAUGUGUCUCUAUGUCCGUAUGUGUGUAUGUAUGUGUGUCUCUAUGUAUGUGUGUGUAUGUUUGUCUAUGUGUCUGUGUAUGUGUGUGUUUGUGUGUAUGUGUCUGUAUGUAUGUGUGUGUCUGUAUGUAUGUGUAUUUCUCUGUGUGGGUCUGCAUGUGUAUCUGUUUGUAUGCAUGUGUGGGGGGGCAACGUAUGGGAGGGGGAGGUAGACGUAUGGGAGGAGUGGCGGGGAGUAGAUGUAUGGGGAGUGCUCCAGAGCAAUUUUCGCACCGGGGUCCCAUAGUUUCUAGUUACGCCUCUGAUCCUACUCCACUAGUCAUAUAAGGGUAGGCCACCUUCGACACCCCAGAUUUUGUGGACUACAUAUUAAGAACCUCUCACAUCGACAUGAGCUACCAUCAGGCUCUUUUCCAUGUGAGUGGUUAUAAAUCUUAUCUACCACCAAUAAUUUUAACUAGUACCAUCAGCACUAUAUAUGUCUCUUUUUUCUGUUUUUAAAAAAAAUAUAAUUGGUGUAUAUCGCUGUUUUACCCAUAUGUUAUAGGUGUAUGCAAUAUUGUACCAUUAUGUUUUAAGCGCUCCACUAUUUUAUAUAGGUUUUAAUCACUUAUUUAAAGUUCUUAUGUUGCCUUAUUCCUUUAAUAUUAAUAGUAUGCUAAAAAGAUAAUACAUUAUAAUAAGAUUCGUUUAUAUGUAUAUAAUAGCUUUAAAGUAUAGUAAUACCACAUUGUAGUUUCAUUAGAGCUUUGGUGUCCUAUACUAUUAUCAUUAUUUUCCAGUUCGCUUAUUUGAUUUCAGCAGGACUACAAAUCCAAUGCCAUCUGCUACAUAUGUCACUGUACACGGUCUAUGCCGUUAAUCACUGUGGAAUCUCAAUUUGCUUCCUUUUAUCCCAUCUCUUCCUGGAAACAGACAGAGAGCACAGUUUGAUUGCCUAACUGCGAGGGAUGAAAUGUUUUAUUUUAGACACUGAUGUCUUUGUUUGUAUCUUAACACUUUUAUUCUGAGCAAUGAGCUUUAGCCUCUACCUCUCUUGUAGUAACGGAACUAUAUUUACCACUGACACACUUUUAACCUCAGCGUGUUUUGGUUACUUUCAAUAUGGAGAGCAUUUAAAUGUAUUAAUUGCUGGUUCAUUAUUAUAAACGGAGUAACUUGUUUGUUAAAAAAAAAAAAAACAGGAUUAUUUACUAACGUCAGAAUUCAAGAAACUAAUUUUCAAUUUAGAGCCAAAAUAUCUGAAUUGGAACAAUCCUCUAAGUUUGCCCUAAAUUUGAAAUUCACUUUGAAUUAAUCUCACUUUAUAUAAUAAUUCUGAUAAGAGUUUGCUCACUAAAAAGUGAAGUGUGGCAAAACUGGAUUUAUACAGUUGUGUUUGAAAAUAAUUUUCAAUUCAGCUUUUUUUCACACGUAACUUUUUUUUAGUACACAUUUGGCAAUUCGGUUUGCAAAUCACCCCAAUGUUCAGUAUAUUAUCACAUCUGUGUUUUAGUGUAGUGUAUCAAAUUUAACUGCCAUAAUUCUAUACAAUAUUCUUAAUUAUAUAUGUUUCAAUACACGUUUUGAUAACAUUCAUUUUCACAGAGGAAUGUCAGGGUUAUUUACUAUGGUGAGAAUUCAAAAGUGAAUCCAACGUGAAUUUAAAAUUUAAGGCCAAUGUAGUUGAAAUGGAAGCAUAGCUGACUUAUGGCAUCCCUCCAAAUUAAUACAAAUAAAUAAAUUAAGCUAAACUUACCUGCAUUCUACCACUGAGGCCUAAUUCUCACCUCCGCUAAAUCCUUCUUUUCUUGACAUCACUACACCUCACUGUUAGAGAGGACAGACAGAGGGGAUGAUAUGAGUGGCACAGAGGUAGGGACGCCAUUGGACACCUGUCAAUAGAAUGUUGUGCAUGCUGAUAUCAGACAUCCAAUGUACACAGGAUUCACAUUGGUCUCCUUGAACUCUUGUUCAUGGCUGGCUAAUGAAGCUCCAAUGAUGCUGCUAGACGUGGAGUUCCAUCUCCAGCCACAGAAAGGGUUAAACUCUGUAUGUGCAGCAUUUCACAGCAAAACACUCCACAUACAGACUCCAAAAACCAUGACCACUUCAAAUAAAAAAUUUGGGAUUUGAACACUUACUAUUCAUUUUUGAAAGGUCACAAUCCCAUCCAAAUUUGCAUAAAAUACCUGUAGGUCAGGCAAACAUAUAGAGGAACACUACAGAACAUACCUGUAACGGAUCCCCUAUAUUCCGACUGAGUAUAUCCGUUGAAGUCUCCCAGGUCCCCGAACUGAAGCAGUGAUUAUAACUCUGAGCGACCCCAAACGUCAGCCUAGACUUGAUGAAGGGUACAAAUGAACUGGUCUAUUAUGGCCAAGUGGCCUGUUUAUAUACACAACUCCCAGCAGACGUCAAUAGGGGAGUGGAAACCAGCACUGGGAACUUCACCCGGUUCUGAAUUAAAUGUACGUUUAUACCUUAUUAAUUAUGGCUUUACAUAGGGGAAACCUAGUUACUAAUGCCCAAUAAGGCAUUAUAAAUACAUUUUAAAAAAUUACAAAAAUAUUAAUGAAAAAAGAGUACAUUUUUAAGGUAAAUGAUUAUUUUCAAGUUCAUGCUUUUUAGUGCUUACAUUUUGGACUUAGGAAAGGGAUGUUUUGCUUUUGGAUAGACUUAAGUGUAGAGUUCAGGAAAAAGGGGUGUUUAAAGCAUUUUAAGUUUGAAUUGUUAUGUGCAUAGUCUCACCCUCCCAUGCCUUCUGCGGUCAAGUCAGCCUCCUAAGAUUGCAGUUCGAGUUGUAGGAGCUGUUAUACAGUGUGCAUCACUGAGUGCUUCCCCUGCUAUUCCUGCAAGGCAUUUCCCAUGUGAGAGGCUGUAAGUGAGCAGAUGGGUAGUGAUCCCUUCCACUUCCUGUCCAGCCUCAAACACAGAUACUGGGCAGCUUUGAGCUUUAUGACACCCAUUGUAAAGCGCUGCGGAAUUUGAUGGCGCUCUAUAAAUAUCAUAAUAAUAAUAAUAAUAAUCUCUUACUGCUCUGCAAUCAAACACAGGAGCCUGACUGGACCAGAAAGGACUAUGGCCAAGGCUCCUGGUACUUUUCUCUCCCCACUAGCCCAUUUAAGCUCACAAAGGUACAUUAUAAGUGCUGAGAAUAGGUGUCCAGUACAGUACACAGGGCAAGUAUCUAUUCUGCCUAGAACUUGUUACUAGUUAUAUAUAGUUCAUAUUUAUUUUUCUCAUAUUAAGAACUUUUAAUGUCACAUCAUUUAUAUGUGAUUAUAGUCUCACAUUCUGUGACAGGGAGUGGAAAACCCAAGAUAAAAGAAAGGAUCCUUUCAUUAUGAAUCAUGCGGAUUAGUGAUGAGUAUAAGGAAGCAGUGAUGCUGAAAACAUUUAAGUUUAUAUAUAAAAAGGGAAAGGAACAGGUCUUCCAUUAACAUUACUGCAUCACAAGUUUAAACUCUAAUCAGUUGACCCACAUUUCCUGGAGGGAAAAAUGGCAUAUGGUACCCAUUUAUCAAACAAUCGUCUUAUGACUUCUCUGCCCUUACAUGGUAUAGCCGCUUAUGCCAUCUCGACCAAGUAUAGACUAAAGAAAGAAAAAGUAAAACAACAAUUUGAAAAGCCCUUCACUGAAUGGGAAAUAGCAAAUAUCAGUAAACAACAGAGAUGAAUAAAAACACUCCAACAGGCAUCUCAAAAAACAGUAUUUAUAGGGUCCAUUUGAUGAGUCUGUGCCUUCCUCCAGGUAUUCUGCCUUAUUCAGUGUCAUGUGACCACUAGGUUCAAAGGGUGCACCUCCAUCUUCUAUGUGAGACUGAAUCAUGUGAUCUCAGCAACAUCGUGUAACACGGUUCCAGCCAGGGGAGGGCUGGCAACUUGUGACCUGGGUGAAAAAAACUAUUUAGUGCAAUUUUACUAACCACAUUCUAUGCAUUUGAGCAUUUAGAUGUCAAAAGUGAUUAGAGAACAGCCUGGGGAGCAGUUGACACUUGGACAUCACUAAUCAAUAAGGGAGAUUUACCCAACCAGCAAACAUUUAGUAAAAAGAGUUCUGAACGAUUUUCUAGCAAGGGAAUGCUAUUAAUAGAUUUAAUGAACAAACCUUGUAUAUCAUGCCAAUGAGCAGUAAAAACUUAAACCUUUUAUAUCAAGACAAUGAGUAGUAAAUACAUAGGCUAAGUAUAUGUGCUUUUGUCUACCAUAGUCCCUAAUCUGUAUAUAAUGAAAUGAGUCCUACUUGUUCCAAGUUAUCAAAGUCCCUGGCCGUCAUCCCUGGAGAAACUUCCUUUAGUUUCGGGGCCAUUGGAGAAGGGCAACUUGCUAACACUUAUUUCAGCCUUACCCGAACCCAUAGAUUUAUAGAAUGUAAUAUGGCUGGGCAUUCUGUCCUGAAUGGCACCUUAUGUGGUUUGUUUAGACCGAGGAAAAACGGGGGUAAAUCUGCUCCCGUAAACCCCAAUUCAAGGUCCACCCAGCACCUUUCUCCCGAAGGGGCAUGCCAGAGACAAUUGGCUGCAAAUCGGCAGCUACAUAGAACAUGUAAAGGUGUUGAACACCCAGUCCCCCAGGCAAUCUAGGGCGGUAUAAUACUUUAAUGGCACUCCUAUGGCAUUUGCCACCCCAUGUGAAUAUAUCUAUAUCCGACUCGAUUCUAUCCAACUUAGCGCUUGGGACCCCCACCAUCAGAGCCUGAAAGAAAAACAGUAGACGUCGUGGUAAAUGUAUCAACAUUGAAAGGCGUUUGAAAAAAAUGGGAAAGUAGUAACAGCAUGAGUGAUUUCAUUUAAUUAUUAUUACUUUUAUUUAUAUUAUUUUUAAUAAGGUUAUUAAAGGUUAUUAUUCAAUUUUCAUGCAUCAUUUCAGAGUCAACCUCAUUGGUGCAGUGGGAAAAUGGACCAGGGAGCUGUUCCUGCAUUGUUUCCACCAUCUCUAAAGUGAAGUUCUACUAG